CGUUUAGUGCUGUGAUUAGCUGCUGCCGUUGGAUUAGAAAGGAAGGGUGGAUAGGAGGGGGCAAGGUGCGCGCAAGAGGCAAGGCCCUGGAUCUCUCUCCGAGGAAUUCCUCUUCCUCUUCUUCUUCCGACUUCCCCAAUUCGACGACCCAAUGCGGCUGUAAAGUAUCUCCGCGCCCUAGGAGCUGCCGCCGUGCCGUAGCUCAGCGUCACCGCCGACGCCUCCAUCCCUCGACUCCUCCUCGUGUCGCCGCCAUCGCCGUUCACGAUCCACCACAUCGCCUCCCUGCCGUCUCGACCCCGUCCGCAGUUUUUGGCAUUUGGGUUAUGAGCACACUACUGAGUGAUAAUACCAUGGCUACAUCCGGGCAAAUCCAACCUCUCAAGAUCCCAGAUGCUGUCGUCGCGCUCGCCCAAGCCGCCGCAAAGGCAAAUGGUGAGACUGAAAAAUAUCUUCCAGGCUGGCCGUUGUUUUCGCCCCCUAAGAUGCAGCUGACCAAGUGUGCCAAGUGUUCAAGGGAAUUCUGUUCGUCGAUCGCCUUUAGGCGGCACACACGUGUUCAUCGCCGAGCUCUCAAAAUAGACAAGGAUUUCCCGAAGAAUAGAAACCAUGUUGCUGCAUUUUGGGAUAAACUCACGGUAGAUCAGGCCCAAACUGUUUUGUCCUUGGAGCAUGUGGUUAUAGAGGGUAUCAGUGGUUUUUCCAUUUUAACAGCAUUGUCAUCAUGGAUGUGUAAGCCAGGGUAUGCUUCAUUGCCACUGGCAUACGCCAGAGCUGGUAAUGAACUUCUGGACCUGAUUCAAACAACAGCUUCAAGACUGCCUAUCUCAUCAAAUGAACUAUUUAGCAUGCUCGAAGAAGCAAGUGAGAAUACAUUUCUUUGUACUAACACAGCUGACACUGCCUGUAUUCAAAAGUUUUUAUUUGAUGGGGAGGUUGACAAAGUUGCAACCGAGUUGAAAAACGUUGUUGCAUGCACUAGUUACAUGCUUGAGCAGAAGCUGGUCGAAGCAUGGUCUGCUGAUAAGGCUGCUGAAGCAUUAAGAUGCCAGAAGUUGCUUGUCGAGGAAGAGGAAGCUGCUCAGAAAAGGCAAGCUGAAAUGAUGGAAAGGAAAAGGAUGAAGAAACUGAGGCAGAAAGUACAGAGAUUGAAAGACCUCAAGGACGAGGAUGACAUGGUCCAUUUACCUGAAAUAGUUGAUGGUGUUACAGGCUCUCCUGGGAUUCAGAGUCUUGAUGAUACUUCAGGUCCUAGUCUUUAUGAGCAAGAAGAUACAGGGUAUCUUCGAUGGCCGACAGCAAUUCCUUCAGAGGGUAAUGUUUUCAAUGUAGAAGAUGCCAAUUGUGAUUCAGGACAUGCAAUGGAUACAGGUGUUGUAUUCAGGGAACAAGCUGUAUCAAUAGGUAAUCUUGACAGGCUAGAAAACCUUCUCCAUGAUGACACCGUCCCAAGUUCCGCUAUUACGUCGAAUCAUCCAUCUUCAGUACGUCAUUCACGUUAUAGGGAUCCAAAUGUCACUGCAGUGUCAAAUAGAAACAAAACCUGGGCAUGGAAAGUACGAACUGAUAUUGAAGAACGGUGCCCACAAGUUGAGUUAGAUGUAGAUGAUGGCCAUGGGAUGGCUCUGAACACAGACAAAAAGCCCCAAGUGCUAAUAGGGUCUAUAAGUGUUGCAAUUGACAACGGUGGUCAAUGUUUGCAGAGCUUGCCGCAUUCCAAUGAUUGCUCAACCCCUGAAUCUAAUUUGAACCAUCCUGUAGUCAAGGUGAUGCAACCAAUCAGCCGUGAUGAAAAUGGAUAUGAAGAUUCUAAUGAUAGUGAUGUUACGCCGACAGCAGAAAAUCAUUCUCCCUCCAGUGUUGUUACAGAUGAAAGAGGUUCAAGCUGCUGCAAGGCACAGUUGGCAGAUGGUGCAGACUUAGGGUGCACCAUGUUUUCCAGUAAAGAAGCGUCGGUCUUCCUUUCUCAAAGAUGGAAGGAAGCAAUCACUGGGGAUCAUGUGAAGCUUGCUUUGUGUCCAGAAAACUUGAUUCAUCGGCACCGGAGAGAGACGAUGUUGUCGUGGAUCUUCAGCCGGAAGGGGGCCUCGGGCUUCUCCUGGACCUCCACCGCCGACCAGGUCACCGCCGGCCUCUCCGCCUCCGGACUCACCGCCAUCGUCACCGGGGCGUCCAGCGGGAUCGGCGUCGAGACGACGCGCGUCCUGGCGGCGCGCGGGGCCCACGUCGUCAUGGCCGCCAGGAACCUCGCCGCCGCCGAGUCCGUGCGCCAGGCCGUCCUCGCCGAGACGCCCGCCGCCAGCCUCGACGUCAUGGAGCUCGACCUCUCCUCCAUGGCCUCCGUCCGCAAGUUCGCCGCCGACUUCGCCGCCAAGGGCCUCCCGCUCAACAUCCUCGUCAACAAUGCAGGAAUAAUGGCAACUCCUUUCUCCCUCUCAAAGGAUGGCAUUGAGAUGCAGUUUGCAACUAACCAUGUUGGGCAUUUUCUUUUGACACAUCUUCUGUUGGAGACCAUGAAGAAGACUUCUCGUGAAUCAAAUGUGGAAGGAAGAAUUGUUAAUGUGUCAUCAGAGGGGCACAGGUUUGCGUACCAGGAAGGCAUCCGUUUUACCAAGAUAAAUGAUGAGUCUGAGUAUGGCACUAUUGGAGCAUAUGGGCAGUCAAAGCUUGCAAAUAUUUUGCAUGCUAAUGAACUUGCUAAGAGAUUCAAGGAAGAGGGUGUUAACAUCACUGCAAACUCUCUCCAUCCUGGAUCUAUCAUCACGAACCUUCUUCGCCACCACAGUAUCAUCGAUGUUCUCCAUCGGACACUUGGUAAAUUGGUGCUGAAAAAUGCUCAACAGGGCGCGGCGACAACCUGCUACGUCGCGCUGCACCCGGAUGUGAAGGGUGUAUCAGGGAAGUACUUCAGCGACAGCAACCUGUACGAGCCGAGCGAGAAGGCCAAGGACAUGGAGAUGGCAAAGAAGCUCUGGGACUUCAGCAUCGAGCUCGUCACCUGAUUGAUGCUACCUCAGAGAUGACUGAUGGUAGGAAAACAAUGCAAUGUACAACAGCUGACGCUGAUAGUAAAAAACACACACGGAGUGUGCCUGAAAUCUGAUACAGAUGGGAUGAAACAUGGUCCUCUGAAUCGUGUUGUGAUGCACACCCAAAGAUGGUCUCUGAAUUUUAUCUUGUGAAUGGAAUCUGUGAGCCUAGUGAAUAUGCUCCA
Brachypodium distachyon (stiff brome) is the source of this 3214-nucleotide messenger RNA. RefSeq lists its product as uncharacterized. The record is from RefSeq and is a predicted model, not a curated record. The transcript has 18 exons. NCBI's taxonomy places the organism in Eukaryota, Viridiplantae, Streptophyta, Magnoliopsida, Poales, Poaceae. The coding region runs from base 327 to 3002 and encodes 891 amino acids.